Molecule: messenger RNA, 4896 nt
Organism: Plodia interpunctella (Indianmeal moth)
Lineage: Eukaryota; Metazoa; Arthropoda; Insecta; Lepidoptera; Pyralidae
Gene: Tmep
Product: Transmembrane endosomal protein
Exons: 8
Coding region: 285-1499 (404 amino acids)
Biological process (GO): transport
Cellular component (GO): membrane
Molecular function (GO): transporter activity
Source: RefSeq, a predicted model, not a curated record
AAAUCUAUGGUAUUUAGAAAAGAAAGAAGGAAGGAAAGAUCGUCACGAAUUCGCGAGUGAAAAUAAAUUGAUUACGACCAAGAUUGAAAUCUUUUUUGAUAAAAUAUUGUUCUAUGUAUUGUUUUACAUAAAGGCAAAUUAUUGUCAGCCCCUAUGUAAAUAGAAAGUGAAAUAUUUUCGUAUAUUAUAGUGGUUGAACAAUAUGUGCACUGUGUUGAUAACGAAUGACAUCUGUUAACAAAAGGAAAACACUAGUUAGAAGACGUGCAUAAUAUUUAAUCAGGAUGACAACGGAGGUGAUUAACAUCACGCACCAACCGAUCAUGGAGACGGUGGCUGACAUGCUGAAGGAGCCGGUGUUCCUUCAGACUGCCUCUGCUCAGACCAUUGCGGGCAUGUUCGUGUGGACUGCACUCUUUAUUACUUGCCAACAGAUCUACCAACACCUCCGCUGGUACACGAACCCAUCGGAGCAGCGUUGGAUAGUGCGCAUUCUGUUCAUCGUGCCGAUCUACGGUAUCCACAGUUGGAUCUCGCUUCUCUUCUUCACGGGAAACUCUUAUUAUGUCUACUUCUUUACCGUACGGGAUUGUUAUGAAGCCCUAGUGAUAUACAGUUUCCUGUCCCUAUGCUACGAGUACUUGGGCGGGGAAGGCAACAUAAUGUCGGAGCUGCGGGGUCGCCCGGUGCGGGCGUCGUGCGUCAACGGCACCUGCUGCCUGUCCGGCGCCACCUACACCAUCGGGUUCCUGCGGUUCUGCAAACAGGCAACCCUACAGUUCUGUCUCAUCAAGCCACUCUGCGCUUUCAUUAUCAUUUUCUUGCAGGCGGCGGGCCACUAUCGCGACGGCGACUGGAGCAUCAGCGGCGGCUACAUCUAUAUCACGAUAUUGUCCAACUUCUCGGUGACGCUGGCUCUGUACGGCCUCUUUAUGUUCCUGGGCGCCACGCGCGAGAUGCUGCAGCCCUUUGAUCCCGUGUUGAAGUUCUUCACCGUCAAGUCUAUUAUCUUCCUCUCGUUCUGGCAAGGUGUGGCGCUAGCCAUCCUCGAGAAGGCAGAGGUGAUAGCGCCCACGAUGACGGAGACGGGAGAGCGCACGUCGGCGGGCACGGUGUCGGCGGGGUACCAGAACUUCCUGAUCUGCAUCGAGAUGUUGGCGGCGAGCGUGGCGCUGCGCUACGCCUUCCCGGCGCUCGCCUACGCGCGCGCGCACCGCGACCCGCGCCGCGCGCUCACCAUGCAGUCCAUCUCCAGCAGUCUCAAGGAGACAGUGAACCCUAAGGACAUAAUGACGGACGCAUUCCACAACUUCCACCCUCAGUACCAGCAGUACACGCAGUACAGCUCAGUGAUGCGAGCCGGGGCGGGAGCGGGCAAGCGAGACGAGGGCGCGACCCUCGCCCCCCGCCCGCCGCCGCAACGCGUGGCCACCAUCAGCCACGCCACCAACUACCACGAAAAGACUACCCUUCUCAGCUCCGAUGACGAAUUCCAAUGAAUUUGCCCAACAUACUGGAUAAACGAACCACUGAAUUAACGCUGAUUACACCAAACGAACGAAUGUUCAUUUUGUACCCAUAACCCUAUGGGUUUUUGUACCCAUAACCCAGGCAUCGGUUGGACAGAGAGGGGGGAUAAAAAUGAGCAUUCGCUCGCUUGGUGUAAAUACGCCUUCUUAACCUUAUGUCAGGUACAUGUAAUUAUUUUCAGAGAGAUAUUAAUUCGUCUAAAAAGAGUGGAUAAUAUACGGGGGCCCUGUGUUCACUGUGCUGGCAACACUGUAUUUUUCAACCAAUCACGACCAUUCUAUUUAGUGUUGCUAUGAUAAAAAAAAUAUAUUCAUCAAAAAUCCGUUUCUGCUCUUUUUGGACUCAUUGUACUAAAGUAUUAGGUUAAAGCAUGGAAUUAGUAAGUACUACGUUGUACGUAGUACUUACUAAAUCCAUGGGUUGAAGAACAAACUUUGUGGAACAUACGGCGAAUUACUUGAAAAAUUUUACUAUUGCCUUAAAUUAUUUAGGAUUUAAUUUUUGUCAAGGUGUCAUACUAUGAUAGCAUUUGUAUUUAUUAUUGAGAUUUUCCAACCCCUACCUCUUAUUGUUGUUGAAAUGGUUAUAAUUUAUUUUGAUUAUCAUGUUAUGUUUUCACUUUAUUUAAUCUUAAAUAGGAAGGAUUUUAAACGCACAUAAUGUGCGUUCAUCGAUUUUAUCGUAUUUGCACUGUCAUAUCCUUCAUUACCCAUCAACAUAUAGUUCGUCGUUUUUCUUAGGAAUCCGCUUUCGUUUCGUAGCUAAACAAGAUGUCAUUAUGAAAAUAUUAUCUUAGACGAUGUGUAAAUGAUUUUAAAUAUAAUUUUAUAGUAUUAUAGCCAAAUCCGUUAGGUACCACAUAAUAUAGUUACAAAUAUUUGUUACACAUGCUAAACUAUUGCGCAACACGGCGACUUCGGCUUUGCGAAAAGGAUUGUAAAGGUAGGUGUGAUAUGUAUCGUAGUGGACAUAAAAUUAAAUGUAAAUAAAGUGUAAAGUGUAAUAGACGUCUAAAAUACAAGUUUCUAUAUACAGCUUGUAAUAUUUCAACGUGUAUAAAAUUAUUUCUAAAGAACCAAAGAUAAUACGAACUUGCCAUUGGAAAUUUGUAGAUUGUGUAGUCAUUUUAGAUUAAAUAAUUAUAGGUUUUGUCAGAUAUUUAAUAUUAUAUACAGGGUUACUUGUAAAACAAUCACAAAUCUGUCCUUUAGGGUCAUUUUAGUUUAAGAUAACCAUGAUAAAGAAAACGAUUUCAUGUAACUACUAUUCAAAUGAAUUCCAUCCAUACUACUUUCGAUGUCCGAUCUUUCGCUUUCUCGGAACCGAUAAAUCAUAUACGUUUUCUUGUUUCAUUGUAUAUAAGUAUAAAUGUUUUAUAAGUAAUCCUAACUUUUAUUUAUAAACGAAACGCAAAUGUAAAUAUAAAUGACCUCAGAUUACGUUAUGACAAACAUUUUUCAUUUUGAUCUUACUGGCGCAAAAUUAUCACUACCACGGUGCAAGUGCACGAAAAUGAUGCCUAUCAGGUGGAUAACAAUAUCUAGAUACACAUUUAGGUGCCUGCCUUAAGAAUUUUGGCGUAUGCAAAUUUAUGGAAAUAAGAAUAUGCAAAUUUAUGAAAGUUAUUUCUUUGCUAUUCUUUAUUAUGUAUAGUGCAAACAUCCCGCAAAUAUUGAAUGGUAGAAAUAUGUAUGUUUUAUGUAUAUUUAUAUAAAUGAAAAUGAAUUAAUAAUAAUUGUGGUAUUUAUAAUCAUAGUGAACAUCCAUUUAUACUUAUUUCCAUACUAGCUGCAAUAUUUUUUUAUUGGUAAAAUAUAAUCUUUUUCAUAUGACUAUAUUGUAACAAAGAAGCUUGCGCAAUCGCUUCGCCGUCCAAUUUGGUAUUAUAUACACUAUUCUGGAAAUAAAUAAUCCCUAACUUUGUCCGCGGCUUCGCCUGUCUGCCUGCCCGAAUGUGAGCUAUGGGUAGGUCCCGGUGGGGGUAUAUUAAGAUAGUUUCCAAAGAAACAGCACCUUUACGAGUUUAAAUGUAGCUUAUGUCCUUCUCCGUAUUCAGUAUUAUAUGGAUGCGAAAUUUCAAGAAGAUCAAAAGAUUUGGUGAUAGGAUAAAACGCAAACUCACUUUUGCAUUUAUAAUAUAAAUUGGGGUUGGUGAUUGAGACCAAAACGAGCAUUUUGAUAGAAAGUGACAAAUGUAGUAUGCCACGACAUUUACAUUCUGAUCAAUGUAUUUGUCGUUGUAUCACUCAUGGAAUUAAUAGGUACCUACUCCGCGGAGUACCUACCUACUAGUGAACUUGUUUUAAUAUAUGGUUUAAAUUGUUCAAUGGCUACAACUAGAUACUAAAUUCUACUGUAUGUAGCAUUUUAUAUUUAGUGGGAACCUACAUACUUUCAAGUCAAGUAUUUCCUAAGUUUGUGAUUCAAUAUACGUGUAGUUACGCGCUUCAUUUCAAAAGAAAUAAGAAUUAUCUCUUAUUAAUCGCUCUUGCAUUCCUUGUCUAAGUAUUAUUUGUUUGUUGCUUUUGCCAUGUGUUUUUAUUGUUUUUGCGAUGUUACCUAGAAACAGUUAAGUAUUGUUAUAUUAUAGUCUCAUUGAAUUACUAUUUACAAACGGUUAUUAAACGAGGUCUAUUGCUGAAAAGUGGCAAUUUUUUGUGUUAGAAGAUUAUGUCAAUUAUGAUCAUGGUGUGAACAAACACUUUGGAAAUAUUGAUCGAAUCACUAAAAGUCAUUGUACUAUUUCUAUUUAUAAGUAAAUGCUAUCCCAGUUACGAUAUUGUUUGUCUACUUAAUUUUCUAAAAACUGAUAUGAAACAUAAUUAGAUAUAUUCACCUUGCUUCCAUUUGUUGAACACAGUUUUAUUUUAGUUAUCGCGUUAAGGUUAUAUUUAUUUAACUUUAAGAAAUAUAGAAGCUAAUCUUUAAAUAAGAGUAAUUGUAUUUAAAUACCUACUUAAUGUCACUUGUGUAAGUAUAGCUUUUGUUUAGGAUAUUUGUGUUACUAUAUCAUUUAUCGAUAACAUCUUUAUAUAUUUUUGUUAUAUUAUUUCUGCUUCUGCUUACGUAUAGAUAGAUGGAUUAAUAUUUUGUUACUAAGUAGAUACUCAUUAGGUACUAAGCACGUAGACCUAAUUUGGUCAUUUUCUUGUCUCAAAAAUAACUAGAGUUACUAAGUAAGUUUCGAUCAAAUUCUGAGUAUAAAUAAAUUAUUUUUGUAAUUGAGAGGAACCAUAAUAGAACAGUUUUUGCCUGAUCAUUGUUGAAAAAGAUAUGAUAUUAAAUAUGUUAGUUAUUAAUUAUUAAUAAAAUGUUUUAGCUCCAAGUUUAAGUACUACAUACAUAAAUACAUAAUAAUGAUAUUGA